Messenger RNA from Ogataea angusta, 3444 nucleotides. RefSeq lists its product as uncharacterized. Gene Ontology annotation, cellular component: cellular bud neck; plasma membrane of growing cell tip; cellular bud scar. Gene Ontology annotation, biological process: cellular bud site selection; positive regulation of establishment of bipolar cell polarity regulating cell shape. The transcript has a single exon. Lineage: Eukaryota; Fungi; Ascomycota; Pichiomycetes; Pichiales; Pichiaceae. The coding region runs from base 1 to 3444 and encodes 1147 amino acids. The record is from RefSeq and is a predicted model, not a curated record.
AUGAAGUUUUCCAAGACAAUUGUUGCGAGCAGUCUGGCAUUAGCUCAAAUGGCUCGAGGGGCCAUAUUUGAUGCAGCCCAGAUAGACCAACCAUCCAUACUGGAGCCCAUCUUUAUUUAUGGCCAAUUUGACUCUAUUUCUAAUUAUUCUGACGUUUCCAAAUACAACCUCACAACAGGAAAUUAUGGGCUAUGGGCUCUGAGUGCCAACAACGACUCAUUAAUCCAGCUCGAAACCACCACAGCUACCACACUAUUUAAUCUGAACGAUACAUCUUUUAUCUACCUGGUCGACGGUCAGCCUUUCAUAUACGACAUCGAAGCGAAAAGCAGUACACAUGUGCGAAAUUGGGACCACGUUCAAGGCAAUGUCUCGAGCGUUCUUGUUGACAACGACGAGGUGUACUUUGGUGGGGACCUCUCUUAUAACAACGAGUCGGGUGUGCUGAUAUACCACCUUUCGAAUAAUACUCUGGCAGGCACUCCGUUUGGCGGAUUCAAUGGCACAGUAAACACUAUGAUACACAGCAGCAACAACAGCAUAAUAUUUGGAGGACAGUUUGAUUCCAUUGGCUACCCAGACCUUUUGGCUGCUAGUGGCAGCAACACGACGCUGGUGGACCCAGACCAGCUGAUCAGUUUCAAGUACGCCCAGAUAUCAAGCUCUUCCGGCUCAGGUGCGCAAGAAAUUGUCUGUCCGUCAGACACAACCCGGUGGACUCUGGCCGAGGACGAACAGGGUUCGUGGUCUGCAGUGCUGCCGAAUGCUGUGCAACCAUCCAAGAUACGCCUGUACAAUCUACCCAACGCAAACGGAGUGAGCCUCUUCAGAGUGAUAACGCAGCCCGCAAAUGGAAUCAUGAACCUGUCGUAUGUGGAUCCUGACUCGCUUGAGACGCGGUACUGCGAUGCCUGGUGCCCGUUGCUCCCAAAUACUAAUUUAUCAGCUUCAAUAGAGGAGCAUGAGGACGUGGUCGACAAUGGAUUGUACAUCACCGAAAGCAAUGUGACGGCUGGCUGGGUCGGCUUUGGAGAAAACUACCAGGAGUUUGAGUUCGUUAAUGCUCUGCAGGUCAGCGAAGUAUCAAUCCAAGUUCUUGACAAUUACGGCAGCUAUGCAGGCUUAUCUGGUUUUCAAAUGUUCCAGUAUGGAACUACAAUCUACGCUAACAAUACACUUAACGAACCAACGUGCUCCAACACAGAGAACUACUCAAGAGCGUCAAAUUUGGGUGGCGUGGAUUGGACUUCCGCACAAGGCUAUUUGAACACCACCUUCGGCAGCUCAGAUAUCAACGGCCAGGGUAUCAGAUACGACCUUAAUAUCACCUACUCUGGAAACUACACAAUUUACCUGUACACACCAGGAUGUUUGGGCGACGACUCGUGCGCUGAAAGAGGAAUCGUCAAUGCGUCUUUUUACAACAGUGCCGAACUGCUGAGCAGUGAGCUGGUGUACCAAACCAACAAUGAGGAAAAAUACGACAUAAUAUACUCGGGCUACAUUGACAUGGACGCUGGCUCCCAAGCAUAUCUCGACGUCACCAUUGACUCUGCCCUAUACAGUGAUGAGGUCACUUUUGUCGCUGGCUCGGUUUAUGUUGAGUUCGUUGGUCUGGAUAUUGAAAAGAUAACCAGGAAUAAACUGAACGGUUUAUUAGAGUACCAACCGGGAUCUGAAGGACCGUUCGGCAGUUCUUCCAUUGAUUUGUUGGGACUAAACUUGACUACAGACGCAAACAUAACAGGCUUGUAUCUCAACGAUACUGUGCUCUACAUUGCUGGGGAUUUUGAGUCAGACUACGGCGAGAAUUUGAUUUCCUUUGACAUUGGUACAGCAGGCUUUAAUGGCAUUGCCGGUGUCAGCGACCCUGUGAGCGAGCUUCUAGCAGUUGACACGGAUCUGGUGCUGGUCUCGGAAGAUCAAAAUGUCGGCUUGUUCAACGGUAGCUACCACGAGCUGGCAGCUGUCGAUUAUCCGUUUUCUGCAACCACGUUCAACUACAACUCCUCAGAGUAUAUUUCGCUGGUAUCCGAAGGGAACGCCUCAGUUUACGACUAUGACACACAGACUUGGGCCUCCUCAGACCUACUCAGGCUCAAUAUCUCUAGAGCUAUCGAAAUUGACGAUGUCGACUUUGCUGUUGGAGAGGCUGUGAAAUAUGACACCAGAUCAAUCAAUGUGGCGCAAAUCAGAAACGGGUCGACCUUUUCUUUGGACUCAAUCAGCUCUGGAGAGGUUUACACGGCAAUGAAAUUGAACGAUACGCUGAUCCUGGGCGGAAAUUUCACCACCGUCGACGAGAAGAAAAAUUUUGUGAUUGUCAAUGGCACCACCCCCAACAUCACUUUUAGCGACAACUCGGCUGUAAGAGCGCUAUACAGCUACAAAGAUGCCAUUUACGUGGCUUUUGACGGAACCGCUUCCAUCAAUGGUACCUCCGGCUCUAGCUUGUGGGUGUACAACACCACGUCGCAGGCUCAUGUUUUCAUGUCUGACAGUUUGACAGGCAGCGUCAAGGCGCUUGGGGUCAAUUCAAAGGAUAGCAACGUGGUGCUUGGAGGAAACUUCACCUCCAGUCGAUGCAGCUAUUUGUGUCUCUUCAACCCGCAGAAUAGGACAUUAUCCGCACCGUCUAACCAGGUCUCUGGAGAAGUGACACAUCUGCAGUACUUGGACGCCCUGAGCAUUCUCGUGAGCACUAAUACGCCUGAGCCAUCUCUCAGACUUCUCAACCUUAACACGUCCACUGUCGAAUCCGGAAAUUAUCUGGAGAAUGUCUCCUUACCAGGCGACAUUGGAAAAUUCAUAGUUGCCGGGUCGCAUCUCAACGACACAAUAAUCGUCAUGGGUGAGAGCUACAUUGGCUCGAUAAAAGGAAGCAACUUCAACCAAAUCGGGGGAUUCGGGUCCAACACCACCUUCACCGACUUUGAGUUGGUCAACUCUUCCUCGUCGUUUGUCAACAACCAAAUUUUGGUAGCAACAGGAAAAAUCGUGCUUCCCGCCUACGGUACCGCGAAUCUCGCCGCAUAUGACGGAAACUCUUGGAUUCCGCUUGUGAUUGCGGGGCAAAACCUCAACUCGACUCUCGCCACAAUGAAAGGAGUCGUGAAAAGCUUCAGAACAAUUAAUUAUGCCACCAAUACCACCAAUUCGUCCACCAGCUCCUCCGGCUCCUCGUCAAGCACUCAAACCAGCACCUCGUCCUCUCAGAGCAAGGGCACGAGCCAUCUCACCAAAGGACAGGUCGUUGGCGUUGGGCUGGCGUUGUCUAUUGGGACCAUGUUCUUGUUCACAGCAGCAGCGGCCGGACUAUACUACGCUAGUAAUAGAGCCACCAGAACUGCGCCGCUGCAUUCCAGAGUGGGGGAGGACAAGAUGGUGCAGGCUGUUCCGCCCGACCAAGUGAUGAGCAACAUGAGUAAAGCUAAGGCUUCAUAG